This is a messenger RNA of Lucilia cuprina (Australian sheep blowfly), 1490 nucleotides long. RefSeq lists its product as uncharacterized. The transcript is spliced from 5 exons. The coding region runs from base 140 to 1414 and encodes 424 amino acids. The record is from RefSeq and is a predicted model, not a curated record. NCBI's taxonomy places the organism in Eukaryota, Metazoa, Arthropoda, Insecta, Diptera, Calliphoridae.
UCGAAAAAGGUUUGAUUUUAAUUCAACGGAUAUAUUUGAUCAGUUUUUGCAUUAAGCUUUGAAUAAAUCUUUAUCAUAAUAAUUGAAAAUUAUUAUACAUAUUCUUAACUUACAAACAAACUCAAUACUUUCGAUAAAUAUGGAAAACUCAAUACAAUUGGAAAAGAAAAUUCAAGAAUUAAAUGCUGAUACCGAAUCAUUACCAUCAUGGAUUAAUAAAGAAUAUUUUACAGAAUUUUUAAAACAAAAUCUAAAAGAUUUUCAAAGUUUACAAACAUUUUCGGUGAAAAAAUCUACGAAAUCUGGUGAAAACUAUGCCUCAAAUUUAAUGAGAAUAAAAUUGGAGGUUAUCUUAGACGAUAAUUCUAGUAAAACUUUGAACUAUAUUUUAAAGACACCCUUACCCUCGGGAGAAUCAGAAUUUAUCGAUCACUUAUGGUCUUUAUUUCCUAAGGAAAUUGCUGUCUAUCGUGAAAUACUACCACGCUUUGAGAAUCUGUAUAGGAAGCAGGGUGUUAAUAUAACAUUUGCUCCCAAAUACUUUAUUUUACCCAAAACUGAAGGAUUAGAUGAGAAUGCUCUUAUAUUAGAGGACUUAAGUUAUUUGGGCUUUAGCCUACAAGAUCGUUUGGUGGGUUUAAACAUGGAGUAUACGGAAAUAGUUUUAAAAAAGUUAGCGGAGUUUCAUGCUGUCUCAGCACGUUAUGUUGAAGUCUAUGGAUCAUAUGAGCCUAUGUUCGAACAGCAUAUGUUUUCUGAAGAUACACGAACGUUAUAUGAAAAUGUUAAAAUUGAUUAUUACUAUGAUUAUAUAAAGGAAUAUAAGGGACAUGGGGAAUACAUUGAUUUGAUACCUAAAUUAUUGGAUAAUUAUUUAGAUCUAAGCAUAGCUGCCAGUACCACAAAUCCACAAGAUUUUAAUGUUCUAAAUCAUGGUGACUUUUGGUUGAAUAAUGUUAUGUUUCAACAUUCAAAAGAUCAAAUACAAGAGACCUAUUUUAUUGAUUUUCAAUUAUGUAAAUAUGGUUCACCCGCUUUGGAUCUCUAUAUGUUUCUUUUGUCAGCCACUCAAUUGGAUAUUAAACUCAAAUAUUUUGAUUAUUUUAUAAGUUUCUAUCAUGAACAUUUAAAAAAACAAUUACAAAUAUUAAAAUAUUCUGGUAAAAUACCUAGUCUAAAGGAAUUACAUAUCGACCUAUUGAAAUACGGUUAUAUUGGUUUCGCUACACUUUUUAAUGGUUUGUCAAUGUGUUUAUACGAACCUAAGUCUGAAGCGGAAUGUAAUAUGGAUUUAUUAAUGCAUGAUUCCCCCGAAGCAGAAGAAUAUCGUAAAUCGUUAUUUUUAAAUGAUACUUUUAAAGAACAUGCAGAACAAAUUUUGCCCUGGUUGGCAAGAAGAGGACUUUUAGAAUAAUUUUUAAAAUUUAUUGAUUUGAAAAUUGUCUUUUCACGAAAUAAUUUAAAUAAAUUCAAUAUUAAAAACAAUGUUU